AUGGACGAAGUUGUUGAGGAUGCGAGCCCUCCGAAUGGCAACCAAUAUUGUUGCCAAAACGGCCAAAAAGGUCACCAGCAGCUUGAACAGGUCAUGGCGAAACUCUCCGAUGAGUUGAUCGCUUUGAAAGAUGAGGUACGAGACCUUUGCCACUAUAUGACCACUGCAGCAACUUCGGAUGCAAUUCUGGAGAUCAAGACUCAGCUCCAAGAACUUCUCAAUGAAACUCCUUCAUUUCCCGAUGAGCUUCUUCCUGGCGACAGUCCGACGCUCAGAUAUGUUCUGGCUGAGGAUUCAGAUGUGAGACUCAUCGAGGAGGGAGGCCUGACAAAUUCCAAGAUUUGCGAACGUCUACGGAAGCUCCCAGGUAGUCAUUGGCAGGACAUUUCUGCUGCAACGUUGCUGAAGCCAAAGGUUGCCAAUCGCAACAGCAACCGGCGCCCGUGUAUCUUGAUUGAUGUUAAAUCAUGGGAGUCUGACGAUGCAAUUCGGAAACAAUCUGCCGCGAUCGGCAAGGAAUUCGGGGUCUCGACCAACUGUUGGCUCAUCGAGCCUCGAUACACCGUCGAGGUCCGAGACAUCGGGAUUGACCAUUCAUCAAAAAGAACUACAGCCUGA
This is a messenger RNA of Fusarium mangiferae, 618 nucleotides long. RefSeq lists its product as uncharacterized. Lineage: Eukaryota; Fungi; Ascomycota; Sordariomycetes; Hypocreales; Nectriaceae. The record is from RefSeq and is a predicted model, not a curated record. Bases 1 to 618 code for a protein of 205 amino acids. The transcript has a single exon.